Molecule: messenger RNA, 1020 nt
Organism: Kazachstania africana CBS 2517
Lineage: Eukaryota; Fungi; Ascomycota; Saccharomycetes; Saccharomycetales; Saccharomycetaceae
Gene: SFG1
Product: Sfg1p
Exons: 1
Coding region: 1-1020 (339 amino acids)
Source: RefSeq, a predicted model, not a curated record
AUGAAAUUGAACAGGUUCGAGGACAGGGUUGUUUUAUCAACUCCAAAAUCUAAAAUGGUAGAACGAACAAGUCUGCCAUCCACACCAAGCAAAAGAUUAAAACUAGACAUUGAACCUUUUACUACGUUAAGUGUCAGUCCUUCCAAAAUGCCGAGAAGUCAUCUGUCUAUCAUUAAAGCAAACUCAAAACACAUUACUAGACAAACAUUACCGUUUGACUCUGAUGCUACGCUUAAUAAGAAUGAUAUUGAUGAUACCAGAAUACUCGAAGGAUCAUUAAGUAGUAAGUUAAAUUCUGAUGACCGCCGUCAACUACUUGACAUGGGGACCAUCAGUCCAUUGAGUGACAUUUCCUCUAUCUCAUCUUUAUCUCCAGAUAUCGACAAGUUAGAAUCAAUUGAUUCAUCAGAUCUUGGGACAUUUAUAUGGAAUACAAAACCAUUGAUUCAAAAGGAAACGUACGAACUAAGUAAAAUGAUCCACUCUGCUAUAUUGAAAUCACCAUUGGAAAACCUACAGAUAGAUGGAAUGGAAUUACAAUCACAAUCGACCACUGAAAAAAAAUCUGAACCACACCAUCGUGAAAGCCAACCAAAAAAACCAAUUCUUAAUAUAGCUUCUGCUGGUCUCAAUCUCAUAGUGAGUUCAUCGAAAGGUUCCCUGCAAGAUGCUACUAUAUUUGCUACUGAAAUCAAUGCUUCUACAAAUGGACAUGAAAAUAAAUUACCAGUCAUCUCUAAUAUAUGGGAACGGAUUACGAUACCAGUCAAUUCAUCAAUUAAAGAAAAGCAUAAGAGAAUAAAACAAGAUUUAUAUGGUCUCUAUGAUGAUGAACUUGAUAUAGAUAGCUUCGAACUUUUCGAAAAAGACAGAAAGAAAGAUUAUAAUGAUACAUCUACAGAAGAUGCUGCUUUAAUUAGAGGGUUUGAAUAUAAGUUGCAAAGUGAUUGUAAGUUAAAAAAUAGAAGCAAAAUAAAACAGCCAAAAAGAGUAAGAUGGUCAACUAUGUUGGAGUUGUAA